This is a messenger RNA of Miscanthus lutarioriparius, 543 nucleotides long. NCBI's taxonomy places the organism in Eukaryota, Viridiplantae, Streptophyta, Magnoliopsida, Poales, Poaceae. The record is from the annotation of a GenBank genome assembly.
AUGACGACAUACCACAGCGUGUGCACGAUCGUGAAGGUGAAGACGGCCCUGGAACGGUUUGAGCGCGGCAAGCAGCAGCAGCCCCAUCCGCACCAGCAGCAGCAGCACAGCGGUGCGGGCGCGUCCCCGUCGUCGUCGUUUGUGACCACGUCCUCCGUGAAGCGCCACGGCGUCGGCGUGGAGCAAGGCGACGGCUGCGACUCACCCUCCGGCGGCGGCGGCGGGAUGGUGGCCGUGGCGUGCUCCAGGUGCUUCCUGUACGUGCUCAUCUCCUGGACCGACCUGCGGUGCGAGUCCCAUGUCCUGGCCCUACCGGCGCCGGCGCCGGCCGUGAGCAAGAAGCCGCGGAUCGACCUCAACGUCGGCUACCUCGGCACCACAAGUUCGCGUACGUACACAGGAAGUACCCAUGACAUAGCUGCCGUCUCCUGCAUGAAUGGCGUGGCCGGCGUUGCUCCUGGGUCAACACGCAGAUGGGCGGCGGCGGGCACCGGAACGAGACGGACGGCAGAGGCAACGAGGAGGACUUGGCGUUGCUGUUGA